This is a messenger RNA of Aaosphaeria arxii CBS 175.79, 1866 nucleotides long. RefSeq names its product HET-domain-containing protein. Lineage: Eukaryota; Fungi; Ascomycota; Dothideomycetes; Pleosporales. The record is from RefSeq and is a predicted model, not a curated record. Bases 1 to 1866 code for a protein of 621 amino acids. The transcript has a single exon.
AUGAGUACUCUAUCUUCUGAUUCAAGUGUCUACACCGAACUCCUUUUACAGACCGAACGCCAUAUUCGUCUAAUUCGGUUGCUUCCUGGUAUUGAAGAUGACGACAUUCAUCUAGAGCUAUCUACCAGUGAUCUCGACUCAAAACCGACAUAUGAAACACUUUCAUACACAUGGGGCGAUGUAUCAGAUCCAAAAUCCGUUCACAUAAGAGGUCUUGCUUCUGAUGCUCCCGUGAGCUUCGCCGUUACUUCGAACUGCUACCGUGCAUUAGCCCGUCUGCGUUUAAAACAACAGGCGCGUACUAUCUGGGUCGACGCUAUCUCCAUCAAUCAGAAUGAUGUAGAAGAAAGAAAUUCCCAGGUCGCUCUCAUGUCUCGGAUAUACUCCGAGGCAGCGAAUGUAGUUGUCUAUCUGGGCGAACGUACAAGUAACAGCGACUUAGCACUCGACUUCAUCACUGAAUGCGACAAUCCAUCACCAGAUGCAUCAUCGCUUAGUUACCCGAAGGAAGAUGAGUUGGUGAAGUCACUUGUCGACUUCUUCCAUCGUCCUUGGUUUUCCAGAGUAUGGGUUAUCCAGGAGAUUGCAUUGCCGAAUUCUGCAAUCGUUCACUGUGGGAAACGUACCAUUGACUGGGCCGCGAUACAAAACUUCCAAAGAUGGAACGUGAACGCAAAAUGGCUAGCGGAACUUCCAUUCGUACUCUCCAUGCCAAAGAGAUCGCUCGAGCUGGAUGAACCAGAGCAUGCGAUGCUCAAUGCUCUUCUCAAAUCCAGGCACUGCGCAGCCACAGAUCCACGGGACAAAGUGUACGCCUUAUUACCGCUUCUCCGCAAGUUUAAUAAGCGAAUCGAGUUACAGCCAAGGUAUCAAGACACCGCAACAGAGGUUUUCACAGACUGUGCGAAGACACUGAUAGCCACCUGCGGAUGGGACAUUCUUCACGCAGUCCAAGGUGGUUCAAAAUUGCCCGACCUACCAUCGUGGGUGCCCGACUGGAGUGUUCCCCCUAGGAGAGAGUUUAUUGGUAAUUGCGGAAAAGAAGGGAUGGAACGGGGCUAUUACACUCAUUUUUGGGAUCGUAAAAGAGACUUCAAUGUCCCAUACAUGCCCGAGCUGGUCAGCAAGACUUUGCAAUCUAAACCAGAGAAAACGUCGCAGAUGCUACGCGUACACGGAUUUUCUUGUGGCAAGAUAGCAAAGAUUGGUUCGACAUAUAUCGCAUCGAAAACGCCUUUUCCCUACCACGAAUGGAGGAACAUGUUGGACGACGAGACAGUCAAAGCCAUUGAUCGAGCAGAGCCCGCCCCAGCCUAUCGAGGUGAUCAGGACCAUUUAGACUACACAUUCCAUUGGGUCUUAGGAGCCAUUGAAAGAGGGGUAUACCCAAAUGCACUACGGAUGUUCCUGUUCCCCCGAAAGCCCGGCAAGUCGACAAGGUUUGAAGACAUAUCCAGAUGGGAAGAAGAGUUACGGGAGUUGGCUUCGAACAAAGGGGUGAAAGACGACGACGGAGUUCCGGAACUGCCUUUUCACGAAAUUCCAUUCCAUCUGGCCGCGGAUGAUUUCCCUCCCAGCUAUUUUCGGUACAUACAGGCAGUCUUGCGUCACUGUCACUCCCGCCGUUUCUUCAUCACGGAGAAAGGAUAUAUUGGGAUUGCUCCCCAGGAAGCGGAAAUCGGGGAUGAUGUUUACAUAUGCGCUGGGGCCGUAACUCCAUUUGUACUGCGCGAUCAUGGAACAGUGGCCGAUGAUCAUGGUGGAAACUGGUGCUUCAAUCUGGUUGGGGAAUGCUACAAGGAGAGAAGUCCGUGGGAAAGUAUCCGAUACGGUUUAGGUGAUCCCGAGGCUAUUUACAUUGCAUGA